Messenger RNA from Microplitis demolitor, 908 nucleotides. RefSeq names its product ribosomal RNA processing protein 36 homolog. The transcript has 3 exons. Gene Ontology annotation, biological process: maturation of SSU-rRNA from tricistronic rRNA transcript (SSU-rRNA, 5.8S rRNA, LSU-rRNA). The record is from RefSeq and is a predicted model, not a curated record. The coding region runs from base 79 to 801 and encodes 240 amino acids. Gene Ontology annotation, cellular component: nucleolus; 90S preribosome. Lineage: Eukaryota; Metazoa; Arthropoda; Insecta; Hymenoptera; Braconidae.
UUGUAGACACAUGUGGAUCUAGUGUUCUAAUGUUUAUAUAUUUCUUAUAAAUAACAAAAAUAAUAAUUAAUAAUAACAAUGACGUCAGAUACUGAGGAAACUAAUCUUUUAGAAGACAAUGAUCAAAUACAAAUACGUAAAGAACUAUCGCACAUGAGUUUUGAAGAACUGCACAAAUUAAAAGACAAAGUUGGCGCCAAAAUUUACAACGAAGCGCUUUUUGGAAAAAAAAAUCCUAAAAAACGUGAAUUUAAAAAAAAUACAUACAGGAAUUUAAAUGAUGACCGACCUGUCGAAGUAUCUGCCAAAAAAAAAGUAUCACGACUUAUGAAUGUGAUUUCUGUGAAAAAACCUACGGCAAGGGAUCCUAGAUUUGACAGACUCUGUGGUGAAUUUAAUGAAAAGGCUUUCAAAAAUUCCUACAGCUUUGUCACGAAGCUCAAGGAGAAUGACAUAAAAGCGCUGAAAAAAGAGCUAAAGUCCUCGCAAGAUCCUGAAGAGAUUAAAAAAAUAAAAUAUUUAAUUCAAAGGUUGGAGAAUCAGUUGAGAGAAGAAGCCAGGAAGCAGAAACGUGAGGAAUCCCAACAAGCUGAGAAAAAAGAAAUUGUUGAGGCGAUAAAAAAGGGCGAGAAGCCGCAAUUUAAAAAGAAGUCUGAGAAAAAAAUUAUUGAUCUGGUAUCGCAGUAUGAGGAGUUGAAAAAUUCGGGGAAAUUGAAAAAACACAUACAGAGAUUGAAGAAAAAGAGAGCCAGUAAAGAUAGAAAAAAAUUAACUCAUGAAAAUGAUGACAUGGAUGAUUAAUUGUACUAUAUAAUAAUAAUAUAUAUUAUAUUCUUAAACUAGACUUGUAAUUUUUUAUUGUUAAAUAAAUAAUGCAAUAUUUAUUGUAUUUCAUAAUUCAUAAAUGA